AUGCACGCAGUCGUUCAGCGGCAGCUGCGUGAGGAUUGGGAUAAUAGAGAGUACGAACAGAUCAUCGCAGACAACGUCAAAAACAUCGCCAACUUCUUGUCUAGCUUUGAGCUUUCCUGUCGAAGUAAGCUUGCUUCACUAAGUGACAAGCUCAAUCUUCUCGAAAAGAAAGUUGAAUUCCUAGAAGCGAGGGUUCGUAGGUUUUUGACUCUAAACUGUCAUUUUUGCCGGCGGUCAUUAGUUUGUACAUGA
Molecule: messenger RNA, 252 nt
Organism: Haemonchus placei
Lineage: Eukaryota; Metazoa; Nematoda; Chromadorea; Rhabditida; Trichostrongylidae
Source: the annotation of a GenBank genome assembly